Macrobrachium nipponense is the source of this 5858-nucleotide messenger RNA. It is a transcript of the gene Ack-like, whose product is annotated as activated Cdc42 kinase-like. Gene Ontology annotation, molecular function: protein tyrosine kinase activity; ATP binding. Gene Ontology annotation, biological process: protein phosphorylation. Lineage: Eukaryota; Metazoa; Arthropoda; Malacostraca; Decapoda; Palaemonidae. The record is from RefSeq and is a predicted model, not a curated record. The transcript is spliced from 21 exons. The coding region runs from base 202 to 4002 and encodes 1266 amino acids.
UUUUCAGUCGAACGAGGGACCACUUCACGAAAUUGCAUGAGGGAGCGCGAGAGCCAACUAAUGGAGUGAAAUGGCGCUCAGGUAGCACCAUGGAAAGGUGGUAGGUACCUCUGGCAGGACAAAGCCACCUAGGAAAAAGACGCAGUCCUGUCUCCCCUGUCUGUCUGUCUGUCGGAGCCAUAGGCAGGAAGCGAGUCAACCAUGACGUCCAUUCAGCGAGGGCCGGGACUCUACGAGUUCCUGACGGAGGCUGAGUUGCAACAGUAUUUCAAUAAUUUCAAGAAUGAUCUGAAGGUGCAAAAUGUAGGGCAAAUAAAGUUUGUGGCAGACGAAGACCUACAGGCCAUGGGUAUGUCAAAACCUGAGGUCCGGAGGCUCAAGAAGUACUUUCACAAGUAUUGCCCUCAGACAUAUCUCUCAAAGUUUAAAAAGAUUUUGUUAGCCCGUAAAGAUGGUCUGGAAUCUCCAGAAGUGGUGGUCCCUGAUGAAGCCGGUGAUCGACCAAGUGUCCGAGUUCCCAGUAAGCACAUCAUUCCUGCUGAUGCCAUCGUCAUCAAUAAGGAGUUGGGUGUCGGAGAAUUUGGUGUUGUCCAGCAAGGCGUUUGGACGAAUGAAGAAGGGGAACGAAUACAAGUUGCAAUCAAGUGUUUAAGUAAAGAAAGAAUGCAGACACAGCCCAUGGAAUUCUUGAAAGAGGCAGCCAUUAUGCAUACUAUAGACUCAGAACACAUUGUUCGACUUUAUGGUGUUGUUCUAGAUACAAAUGCAUUAAUGUUGGUGACAGAGCUUGCUCCUUUACGUUCAUUGCUCGAGUGCAUAAAAGAACCAUCCUUGAGAGUGAGCUUUCCUGUCACCUCCCUCUGUCAUUUCUCCAUACAAAUCUGCGAUGGCAUGUCGUACCUGGAAAGCAAACGUCUUAUACACAGAGAUCUUGCAGCAAGAAAUAUCCUGGUUUUCUCAAAAAAUAAGAUCAAGAUAUCAGAUUUUGGCCUUUCUCGAGCUUUAGGAGUUGGAAAAGAUUAUUACCAAACUAAUUUUAAUGUCAACCUGAAGCUCCCAAUAGCUUGGUGUGCUCCUGAAUGUAUAAAUUACCUGAGGUUUACCUCUGCAUCAGAUGUUUGGGCAUUUGGCGUAACUUUAUGGGAAAUGUUUAGUUAUGGUUUUCAGCCGUGGGCAGCAUUAACUGGUCAGCAAAUACUGGAAGCCAUUGAUGAGCCUAACUUCCAAAGGCUAGAGCAACCUGAGGCAUGUCCAAAAGAAUACUACUCAAUCAUGCUAAAGUGCUGGCAGCAUGAUCCUUUAAAAAGACCCAAGUUUGCAGGUCUAAUGGAAAUUCUUCCUGAGUGUAAACCUGAACAGGUGCAAAUUGUUCGGGACUCUGAUGAUCCUCCUGCUACACCAGGGGGUAAGAGAGACAAGCUACAGUAUUGUGUUGGCGAUGUUAUCACAGUACUUGACAAACGACCAGUACCUGACAAUCCUGCAUUAUGGAAAGGUGUUUUGAAUAAUGGGAAGACUGGCCUUUUUAAUCCUGCAAACACAGUCACUUACUUAGGCACCAACAUUCCAUCCAACAAGUCAACUUUCCAGAGAGGAGAUGGGAAAAAUCCUUAUUCAUCACGACGGAGACUGAGACCAGAAAUGAUAUCAGGGCCUCAGGGAGACUUUAAGCAUACAGGACAUGUUGGACUGGAUGGAGCAUACUUUGGGGAUGUCUCCUUCCUCGGAGAUAAGGUCCAAGAUGGCAGAUUUGUACAAAAAAGUCUUGAUAAGUACAAUCAACUUCCAAAGCAGAUAGUGACUCCAUAUAAACCCUCUGAUGACCAUGAUCAGUCCACAUCAUUAACAAGAGCCAGCUCAGAUGUGUCAGAUCGAGCGCCUUUACUCAAGAAGGUGGGAGAUAAAGGCAAAUCUGGGCCUGCAGCAGAUCACAAUUGGUCAGAUACAGCAAGUGAGGACCAGCCUGACAGUCCAACAAAUUCACGUCAAACAGAUCAUGAAUAUCAUGAGAUAUCUGAUGAGGAUGAGCCAUUACCGAAGAUUGAGGUGAGGCAAUAUCCUGAAUUUUCACAGCAGCCCUUCAAGAGUAGCUCAUUUGAUCUGGGUCCAAGCUUAAUGGAUGAAGUCUUCAAGGCUUUAGGUAAAUCUACAUCAUCAGGACCCUCAUCACUAGAUGCUCCAGCUUCAUUACCUCCUUUGAGCCCUAACCAGCAGUCUCAGGCAUUGUUGGAGGACAACGAAAAUCACAAUGUUAAGAAUGAAAUCAAGGAAAUGGCAUCUAAGUUCUCCAACAAAGAUAGUUCUAAAAAGAAACAGGCUGUGGUAAAGCCUAUAUCUGCAACUGACUCGAAGACAUUAGAUUCGGCUAUAGCAAUGGCAAAUGAAUUAGCUUCUAAAAGUAUGUUGGAGUUGGACAGUAAUUUGGAAAGCUCUGCAGAUUCUGAUGGUGCACAAGACUCUCCUCCUGUAACUCCUUCUUCACCUAGUAAACAGGGAGGGUCCCGUUUCUCUUUCAAAUUUCCAUCAAAGGGAAGUCCCAAGCCUGAAAGACGGCACUUCAGUGUUGAAGCAGCGUCCAUUCCUGACAUCCAAUUGAUCGAUGAAGACAUAGAAAAUUCAAGCAUAUCAGAGGAGGCCAAAGAAGUUUACAACUCCUUAGUGGACCGUCCAGGACUAUGUGAACCUUUACCCUACCGCAGUGAACCCGACCCGCCAAUGUGUGAAUCAGAGCCUGCCGAGCACAACCCAUUACGCAUGUUACGUGCUGGUGUCACUGUUAGGCCCAAGAUUAGGGGAAAUAAACAUAAUUUUAGUACUGGAUUUAGCACUAUAGAAAGAAGUCAUGGUACCAAGUCAGGAGUGAGAGAUGGACUAACAACUGCACAGAACAAUAACUUUGAUAUUGGGACCCACCAGACUUUGCCCAAAGGUUUUAAGCAUAGUAAAGUGCCCCCUCCUGUGAAGCCCAAACCAAUGCCAUUAGUUAUUCCCAAUUCUGCUUACAAUGCUACUGGUGACCCUGUUACAGAGAAUAACACAGCAUCUUCUGACAGUACAAGUACAGAUGGAGGCAACCAUGAUGCAGGAAAUCCGCUCCCUCUGCCUCCAAGAGAUCGCACAAAACAAGCAGGCUCUUUGACAAAACCAAGGCAUCAGCGAAAGCACCCUUUAAUAAUCCCAGGCGGAGUUGCUAAUUCACUGCUUCGUGGAGGUGGACAUACCCCUGCCUUGGGAGGUAAUUCUGAGAAAAAUGAAGCUCCAACCGGUCGACUUGUUAUUCAACACACACACAAUCCUCAUUUAGAAUCACACAGCGCUGAUACCCCUGCAAGUAUAUCAAGUCCAACCAGUGUUGAUGGCUUCAGUAAUGAAGAUGGUAGUACUACACCUGGUCCAAGACUACCCCCUGCUAAACCUCCAAGACUUUUCACAAGUCCAACUGCCAUGGAUGACAGCUUUGAAAGUCAAGUUGCCAGUGAAAUGGAUGCAUUGGAUGACAUACAAGAAGAGGAUCAAGGAGUCUCUCCAGUUGGACGAAUGCCUCCUCCAUUUCCCAACCCUGACUCCUAUAACAGUACUGCAGAACCUCAUGUUACAACAAAUGGCUUUGGUGAGGGACCAGGUAGUGGAAGUGGCUCUUUGUAUCAAUCAGGUGACCAUGUGUCCUGCGAAGACCUCUUAGAUUUUGCAAUGGACAGACCCAACUCAAGAAGAACUCAAGGGCCUGCACGAGGAACUCAGUCAGAUGAAGUUCAUAUAAUGCAGAAGGUUUUAAAAAAUGAGCAUGUGUCACCUGAGGAAUGCGUAGUGGCGCUUAAUGAAUGUGAAUGGGAUGUACAUCGGGCCUUGAAGUUAGUGCGUUUACAGUUGCAGCUUCCAUCUCACCGUGUACCUAUAGAAGCAGCAAGGCAUACUUUAGCCUCAUUCUCUUGGGAUGUCAGCAAAGCAGCUUCAUAUCUUGUGGCUACACAGGGUAUUAGUGAAGAUACAGCUCAAGUCUGACCUCUUAAUAGUUAAAAAAUUAAUUAAGCAAUAAAAUUAGUUAAAAAUUAUUUAAGCAAUAAAAUUUUUUAUAUGGAGUUUCUUCCCUAUUAUCAUUCAAACAAUUUAAAGGAGUACUUGAAACACAUUUUGUUACCUCAAUUUUUCACACUUAACAGUCCCAUCCCAGUACAAUACUUGAACCACAUAUGAACAUUCUUGUCAUCCUCUAAGGUUUGUUGUUUCUGAAGAUCACCAUCAUAAAAUAUUUACAAGCCCGUGUAAUACACAGGCAUUACUGUACUUUACAAUGUAGUCAGAAUAGGGCAGCUAUCAUAAAUAAUUUAUCAUUGAAUUAUCUAGUAAUUUUUUACAUAUUUUAAAUUUGUCGUUUCCUCCUGUCAUGGAAGUCAAGCAUUUUGAUGUUUAUGGAAAUAUGUUUCUUGUUUCCAUGUAGAAUAAAAAAAUGUCCAGGGAUGCAUCAUAAGUGCUGCAAUAUCUGACAACUUUGAAAUUUUAAUUUAGCCACAGUUAGUAAUUCUUUUCAACAGCACUGGGUUCUCGUUUAUUUGUAAAGAUGCAACAGUUUUGGAAAGGUUCAUUUAGAUCUUUUCAGAAACUAACAAAGAAAAAAUGAGUCAUAUAGUUUAUAAUCCUUUUCAACAGCAUUGGGUUCUCUAUUUUUUUGUGAAGAUGCAACAGUUAACUUGUUAAGUUUCAUUAAGAUCUUUGUUUUCAAAAACUAUGAAAUGAACCUCCCUAUAUCUUUAAUCUUUAAACUUCAAAGUGAAUGAGUUUGCGUUUCUCGACAUUACUUGAUGCUGUGUAUGUUGUAAUUGAAUCGAGUAUCUGUUUCAAUCCAUUUUAAUCAUUAUAGCAACUGUUUUGAUAUCUACUACAAAAUUUUUUAAACUAUACUCUGGAACAGCAAUGUGAUGACCUUGUAUAUAUUAAAUAGUUUGACAUUUUUUUUUUGUAUAAAGAAGUUAUAACCUUAAUUCUAUUUUGAUUGGUAAUGUAAAUAGAGAUUAUAUGAAUUAUAAAAUUAUAUGAUUCUGUACACACCCUCUCUUUGUGCACAGUCCAAUUUCCUUUCUGUGCAGUUCCAUGGAUACAGGAUUUUAAAUUAACGUAUAUAAACACCUAGUACAUGUAGUACUACUCCCUUCUGCUGAAAACUUCUUUUUAACACCCUUCAUUAUCAUCAGCAUGAACUUUAAAUUCACUUGUAUAGACACUCCUCUUAUUGUUAGAACUGAACAGAUGCUGGCAAAGUCUGUAGUUUAUGCCUAAUGAUUUUGUACAUUUCUUGUAUCAAUAUUGAUAUUGUAAUAUAUGUUAACUUCCCUACAAAAAUUAUAUUUAUUUGAUUAUUUUAAUCACACAAAAUGUAUUAAUGCAAAAUGUCAAAUGAGAUUAUUUAAGAGCUUUAAAAAUAUAGCUUAAUUUUAAGUGCACAUAAGACUUCCUUUGUAUGCAAACAAAAAAUAAACAAGUGGUAUGUAACUUGCAUGGGGUUAAGUAUAAUACUGUCAUAUGUAUAGAAAAAUUAACUUUUUCAUAAUGCAGUCAUCUGUCAUCCACAUAUUUUCAUACUUUUGUAUUUUUAUAUUAACAUCCUGGAUAUGCUACUCAUGUAACGUACCAUCUCAUGGUAUUUGUUCAAAAACUUUCAUUUCAAACAGUCUAGUCCUGUAGUAAUGAUUCAUAUUUGCUUGUAAAUUUAAAACCACCUCAUUUUUUGGAUCUACUCUUCACCAUCAUUGCAUUCAUUCAUAAGGUAGUUGCUGGAUUAUUACUUCAUUGUGAAAAGAAGCAGUGUUAUAAAAGUGCAAUUUUCAUAUGCUUGUGUAGCUAAAUAUAAUAAAAAAAAACUA